AGCUCUUGCUGGGCGUAAGUCGUAAAGGAAUAUUUUCCUUCAACAUUUCUCUUAAUUUAAAUAAACGGUGCAGUGGACUCAUAUGGAAUUGCAGAAAUAAAUGGUCAAUGAUAUUCUGCCACAAUCUACAAUUAGGCGGAUCGGAUAUUUUUACAAUUGUUUUAUUUUCAAUAGUCCUGCUAUCUGCUCGAGGUGAAUUUUUAUAACAUACGCACGUAUUCUAGCAAAAGCUGGAGUUCAGUAAAUUCUUCACAAAAACCGGGUAACGCUGUUUGCAGAAGUAAAAUAGAUGGUUUAAUUGUUGGUUCAAGUUUUCGGAUAGAAUUAUGGAUACUCGAAUAAGAAAUAAACGGCAUUAUUACACCGCAAAAGAAUUUUUCCAUGCCAAAUAUGGCCAUAAGAGAAGAAAACGGACUGUAGUGACUAAAUCACAAAUUGACGCUGUCGAAGCCAAUCCUAAGAUACCCACACCAGACAUGGAAAAACCUCCUUUGGUUGGUUCCGAAGCACCCUCUACAUCAUUUCUUGUUCAUGCUGAGCAUCCUAUACUACCGAUGAUCACUCCAAUAAUCGAAGGGGACAAUGUAUCAUCUGAACGUACUUUGAAAUCCGGAAAGCCAUCGACUUCAUAUUACGGAAACAACGAAUACAGUAGGGAUAGCGGACAGAGCAAUUUAUCCGAUUCUUCAGAUGCAAGCUCAUCAUCAAAUGAUGAGGACAAUAAUAAAUCGGAACAAUUUCGUUGUUCUGAUGAAGACGUAAAUGACUGGUUCGAUGUACGCAAAAUGAUUUUUCCUGAGAACAACAAAUUUAAAUUCGACUCAGCUGUAACCUUAGGAGAGGUGCAUUUGAUGAUACUAAAUUAUUAUAUUAGGCAUCACCUGACUCAAAGUGCGUUGGUAGAUUUGCUGAAAAUGCUUAAUAUCAUGGCUGGCUCUAAAAUCUGUGCAGAAAGCUACGAGACCUUCUCUGCUAUGUUUCCCAAUCCUUACAAUCACCAUCGUGUUUAUUAUUGCAUGGAAUGCCAAUCUGGUGUAGGGAAUUCUGCUCCAAAUCAUGAUACCGUUUGUUCUAUACCCGAAUGUGGAGGUAAAAACUUUGACUUUUUCAUGGCUAUCUCCAUUGAGCAGCAGAUAAAAGAGACGAUGAUUAAAUAUCAGAAAGAUAUUCUAGACUAUGAAAGUAUGGUUCGUCAGGAAUUGGUUAGUGAUAUUAACAAUGGGCGAGUCGUUAAAAAUAUUAACUCCAAAAUCCCUGAUAAACUGAUUACCCUAUCAGUUAAUACUGAUGGUGCAGCUGCAUAUCGCUGGAGCAUCAAUAAACCAUGUUAUCCUAUAUUUGUCACGAUCAAUAAUCUGCCACCACGCAUUCGCUUCGAUAAAAAUAACCUAUUACUCGCUGGAAUAUGGCUGAGCAAAGGUGAGCCAAACAUACCAUUAUUCUUCAAGGAGUUUUGUGAAGAAGUUAUUAAGUUGGGCGAUGGAAUCAUGAUAGGGUCCGAAUCGUAUAAAAUUGUUGUCGUUCAAAACUGUUUGGAUUCUGUAGCAAGGCCAAAGCUUCAAAACUCGACGCAAUUUAAUGGAAAGUUUGGUUGUUCGUUGUGUCUACAUGAAGGAAAAAUAAUACACGGCAAUCAACAACGGUAUCCCUUUAAGAAGUCACAAUGCAGAAAUCAUGAUGAUACAAGACGGUUAAUGAUAGAAGCUCACAACACGGGAAUUCCAAUUAAUGGUAUCAAAGGCCUUUCGGUGUUUCUGUCGAUUCCCCAUUUUGAUAUUAUUACAGGAUUUCCACCUGACUACAUGCAUGCAGUACUUCUUGGUGUGGUCCGACAAAUGUGGGAACUAUUCACAGCAUCGACCAAUCAUUCUAAACCGUUUUACAUUGGUCAAAAGUUGAAGGAAGUGGAGACUCGCUUAUUGAAUAUUCGCGUUCCUAGUUCUUUUCCUCGUUAUCCCGGGAAAAUUGAAGACAUGAAGAAAAAUAAGGCCAGUGAUUGGGAAAGCAUGUUGUUUCAUUAUUUUUAUCCUUGUACAAUAUUCACUUGACACCGACAACUGUCGAUAAAGUUGAGAAACAACUAAGACGAUUCGUUUGUACAUUUGAAAAGCUAUUUGGAGAAGAAAACAUGUUAUUUAACGUGCACGUUUUAACACAUUUGG
Messenger RNA from Armigeres subalbatus, 2162 nucleotides. RefSeq lists its product as uncharacterized. The record is from RefSeq and is a predicted model, not a curated record. The transcript has 5 exons. Lineage: Eukaryota; Metazoa; Arthropoda; Insecta; Diptera; Culicidae. The coding region runs from base 327 to 2048 and encodes 573 amino acids.